GAGGGACGCGAGGGAGGAGGAGGAGGGAGCGUAGGGUGGCGUCGGCCGCCGUCGCAGCGCGCUGGGCUCCGGCGCGCUUUCGGAGGCAGCCGGAGAGUCACCUUCAGGCCAUUCAGAGGAGGGACGAGUGGGAAAUAUGAAGUCAGCCAAGCCCCAUGUGAACCACAGUCAGCACGGGGAAAGACAGCAGGCCCUGAGCCCUCUGCAGUCUACUCUCAGUUCUGCUGCUGCUCCUUCCCAGGCGUAUGAAACCUAUAUCGAUAAUGGACUCAUAUGCCUUAAACACAAAAUUAGAAACAUCGAGAAAAAGAAGCUCAAACUGGAAGAUUAUAAAGAUCGCCUGAAAAAUGGAGAGCAACUUAACCCAGACCAGUUGGAAGCAGUGGAGAAAUAUGAAGAAGUAGUACAUAAUUUGGAAUUUGCCAAGGAGCUUCAGAAAACCUUUUCUGCACUGAGCCAAGAUCUACUGAAAGCGCAGAAAAAGGCCCAGAGAAGGGAGCACAUGCUAAAACUUGAGGCUGAGAAGAAGAAACUUCGAACUAUACUUCAAGUUCAGUAUGUAUUACAGAACUUGACACAAGAACAUGUACAAAAAGACUUAAAAGGGGGCUUGAAUGGUACAAUGCAUUUGCCUUCAAAAGAACUUGACUACCUCAUCAAAUUCUCAAAACUGACCUGCCCUGAAAGAAUUGAAAGUCUGAGUGUUGAAGACCAGAUGGAGCAGUCAUCCUUGUACUUUUGGGACCUUUUGGAAGGUAGUGAGAAAGCAGUGGUAGGAACAACAUACAAACAUGUGAAAGAUCUACUGUCUAAGCUGCUCAACUCAGGUUAUUUUGAAAAUGUCUCAGUUCUCAAGAAUUCUAAGGAAGAAAAGGAAGAAAUGCUAAUGCAAUCAGAAAAGAAGAAACAAUUACUGAAGACUGAAUCUAUGAAAGAGUCAGAAUCUCCUGUGGAACUUGUGCAGCCUGAGAUACAACCACAGGAGUUUCUUAACAGACGCUAUAUGACAGAAGUAAAUUAUUCAAGAAAACAAAGUGAGGAACGAUCUUGGGAAGCAGAUUAUGUGAGAAAACCAAAUCUCCUCAAAUGCUGGAGUGUGCUUCCUGAACCAGAUGGUCAGGGGAAGAAGCAGAAGUCCUCGGAGUCUUGGGAGCCUUCUGUCAGGUUCCAGGAGGUGCCUAAGUCCAUGCCUCAGCCUAUAGACUCUUCCUCUGCCUUUCCAAAGGAUCCUUUGCUGAGGAAAGAAAAACUGCAGGACCUCAUGACCCAGAUUCAAGGAACUUGUAACUUUAUGCAAGAGUCUCUUCUAGAUUUUGACAAACCCUCAAGUGCAAUUCCAUCAUCACAGUCGCCUUCAGCUUCUCCAGUUUCUACAGUAUCUGCAGAACAAAACUUGUCCAAUCAAAGUGAUUUUCUUCAAGAGCCAUUACAGGUGACUUCCUCAGUUACUUGUAGCUCAAAUGCUUGCUUGGUUACUACUGAUCAGGCUUCUUCAGAAGCUGAAACAGAAUUUAUGACCUCAGAGACCUCUGAGACGGCAGUUUCCGCCAGCAAGCCAGCAUCUGCACUCACUUCUCCACAUCCUCCCUUGUCAAAGGGCUUCCAGUUACCUCCUGCAAGUGGGAUCUCAGCAGCCAUUAGCACAGCACCCUUUCAAGCCAUGCAGACAGUGUUCAAUGUUAAAGCACCUCUCCCUUCACUGAAAGAACAAGAAAUGAAAGAAUCCUCUUAUUCACCUGGCUACAAUCAAAAUUUUACCUCAACGAGUACACAGACAAUAACCCAAUGCCAACUCCCAGCUAUAUGUAUAGAACAGACAUCCCAACCUCCAGAGACUGUUGCAGGUUACCAUCCUGAUGCAACUGUUCAAGUAAGCAAUGGUAACCUUGCCUUUUACCCAGCACCCACGAGUAUGUUUCCCAGACCUGCUCAGCCAUUCAUCAGUAGUCGGGGGUCUGUGAGAGGAUGUACACAUGGAGGGAGGUUACUAAUGAAUUCGUAUCGGCCUCCUGGUGGCUACAAAGGUUUCGAUAGUUACAGAGGACCCCCUUCAACUUCCAAUGGGAAUUAUAGCCAUCUGCAGCUGCAAGCUAGAGAAUAUGCGGGAACACCUUACACUCAGAGGGAUCAUUUCCAGCAAUGUUAUAAAAGAUCAGGGACAUCUAGUGGUCUUCAGGCCAAUUCAAAAGCAGGGUGGAGCGACUCCUCUCAGGUGAGCAGCCCAGAGAGAGACAGCGAGACUUUUAACAGUGGAGACUCUGGGCAAGGAGACUCCCGGAGCAUGACCCCUGUGGAUGUGCCUGUGACAAGCCCAGCAGCUGCCAUCCUUCCAGUACACGUCUAUCCCCUGCCUCAGCAAAUGCGAGUUGCCUUCUCAGCUGCCAGAACAUCCAAUCUGGCUCCUGGAACUUUAGACCAACCUAUUGUAUUUGAUCUUCUCCUGAACAAUUUGGGUGAAACCUUUGAUCUUCAGCUUGGUAGAUUCAAUUGCCCAGUGAAUGGCACAUAUGUAUUCAUUUUCCACAUGCUAAAACUGGCUGUGAAUGUACCGCUGUAUGUCAAUCUCAUGAAGAAUGAGGAGGUCUUGGUGUCAGCCUAUGCCAAUGAUGGUGCUCCAGACCAUGAGACAGCUAGCAACCAUGCCAUUCUCCAGCUCCUCCAGGGAGACCAGAUAUGGUUGCGUUUACACAGGGGAGCGAUUUAUGGAAGUAGCUGGAAAUACUCUACAUUUUCAGGCUACCUUCUUUAUCAAGAUUGAAAUACAGUUCAGAGUAAAAGAAUGAAGUUCUCACUAGUGAAUCUAAGGAAAAGUAGUCCUUGCCCUGGUGAUUGACUGGUUUGGAAAAAUAUUUUGUUUAAAGAGGAAGAAGGAGGUCCUUAUGUUUUUGUUUUUCUCUUUAUGUGAAAACUUUGGAGCGGAAUAACAAUUAGCACUAAUCUGGCACUUUAUAAAUUGUGAUGUAGCCUUGCUAGUCACACAGUGAAUGUGUAUUGUUUGCACUUAACCCUCAACUGUGUUAAUGGUCCGCUUACUGAACUGACUGCCUCAACUUCAGACAAGUUACAAUGCCUUGUUGUGCCUCAAUAAAAAAAAACUUAGAUUGCA
Molecule: messenger RNA, 3106 nt
Organism: Mesocricetus auratus (golden hamster)
Lineage: Eukaryota; Metazoa; Chordata; Mammalia; Rodentia; Cricetidae
Gene: Caprin2
Product: caprin family member 2
Exons: 19
Coding region: 137-2758 (873 amino acids)
Biological process (GO): positive regulation of canonical Wnt signaling pathway
Cellular component (GO): cytoplasm
Molecular function (GO): signaling receptor binding
Source: RefSeq, a predicted model, not a curated record